Messenger RNA from Dioscorea cayenensis subsp. rotundata (Guinea yam), 426 nucleotides. RefSeq lists its product as uncharacterized. Lineage: Eukaryota; Viridiplantae; Streptophyta; Magnoliopsida; Dioscoreales; Dioscoreaceae. Bases 1 to 426 code for a protein of 141 amino acids. The record is from RefSeq and is a predicted model, not a curated record. The transcript has 3 exons.
AUGGGGCGGAUCCAGAACAUCCUGUUCUCUUCUAAGGCUAAUGUCCUUAUUAAUGGGUCUCUGAAUGGCUACAUUCGUUACCGUAGGGGACUGAGACAAUGCAAUCCACUAUCGUCUUUAUUGUUCGUCCUUAUUACAGAAGUUAUAAGCACAAUGUUCUCACAUGCUCUUAGGUCCAAAAUUUUGGUUGGUGUUCGUCUUGGAGAAUUUGGAAGUGGACUGGAGGUUCUUAGCAUCAUAAAGUUAAUACUUUAUCUGUUUAAAGGCAUGACAGCUGUGGAAACUUUAAACUGUGUAAUCGGCCUUCUUCCUGUUACCUACCUUGGCGUUCCACUCUCUGGAAGACUUCCCCGAAGACAAGAUUGGGAGGGGAUGAUUCUGAAAAUCAAAAGGCGUCUUUCUACUUCAAAAAUGCAGCACAUCUAG